Cetraspora pellucida is the source of this 158-nucleotide messenger RNA. The record is from the annotation of a GenBank genome assembly. NCBI's taxonomy places the organism in Eukaryota, Fungi, Glomeromycota, Glomeromycetes, Diversisporales, Gigasporaceae.
UUAAAAAGAAUUUAGCUAUCUUAGAUUAUGAUGAAAAAGUUAUAAAAAUAGAAUCUAAAAGUAAUAAUGAAAACAUUAUAUUAGACUAUUUAACUUCUGAUAUUGAAAGUAGUAAAGAAGAAAUAUUUAAGAAUAUUAGAAUCUUGAUGAAAGAUUUA